Molecule: messenger RNA, 1146 nt
Organism: Schistosoma haematobium
Lineage: Eukaryota; Metazoa; Platyhelminthes; Trematoda; Strigeidida; Schistosomatidae
Exons: 3
Coding region: 1-1146 (381 amino acids)
Biological process (GO): regulation of transcription by RNA polymerase II
Molecular function (GO): RNA polymerase II cis-regulatory region sequence-specific DNA binding; DNA-binding transcription factor activity, RNA polymerase II-specific
Source: RefSeq, a predicted model, not a curated record
AUGGAGUGUAGUAGUUUAUCACACGUAACAAAUCCGAUGUUUUCGUAUUCCAAUAAUUUAGGGGGCUGUUCGAAUCAGAUGAUAGCGAAUUCGUAUGAUUGUGUAAAGAUUGAGCCCAGUUUCCCAGAAGAAAUGGGACGAACGCCGAUGAAAGAAAUCAAUAAUAUAGAAUCAAGCAUGCGAGUUGAGAAUGCCGUUCAAAAUUAUGAGCACAGUAUUCCUUCCCCAUACACUAAUCCAUCAUAUUCGGAUAAUUUUUCGAACUGCGCAAUCAAGAACGAUUAUCCCACUUGUCAAUUACCUGGGUAUACUUACUAUUCUCAGAGUGACAUGAUAAACUAUUCAUUCAUCCCACCUCAUAAUUAUUCAUAUGAUCAUAACUAUUCACCUGCACAUUCGAAUAAUACUCAUCAUUCGUUCAGUUGUCAUCAAACUUAUAAUUGUUAUUCAUCGUAUUCACCUAUCCGAAACCAAAGUCGAGUUUUCCCCAGUAAAGUUGAACCUCCGGAUAGUGAUACUGAAAACAGUUGCUUUUCGAUCAAAGAUGAACAGAUGAAGAAAAAGUAUGCGUGCACAUUUCCUGGUUGUGAGAAAAGAUAUUUAAAGUCAAGCCAUCUAAAAGCUCACUAUCGAAUUCAUACUGGUGAACGUCCAUUAGUUUGUGUAUUUCCUUAUCCACGUAAUAUAACUGGUAAAAUUCCGAUUAAUUCAUUGACUAUACCAAUAUGUGGGAAAACAUUUGCACGUUCAGAUGAAUUAACGAGACAUUUAAGAAAACAUUUAAAUUUACGACCAUUCAAGUGCAAUUUAUGCUCAAAAUCAUUUAGUAGAUCUGAUCAUUGUAAAACACAUCAACGUACUCAUUUACAUGGUCUCGAUAAAACAACGACUCCAUAUUCCAAUAACCAUACUAAUAAUGAAAUAAAUAACGAUUUUAUUCAUUCCUCAACACAUUUUAUAACAUCAGCAGAAGUGGGUGUGAAUCCUUUCAUUAAUUCUUUACCACCAACAUCAUUGUCAUCAUCAUCGUCACAUCUGUCAUUUCCGAUGAAUACAGAAUAUUCACAAUCAUUAAGAUUAGAUUCUUUGCCUUUAACAUCCUCUUCUAUAAAUCACAUUCCUCAAUAUGAACACUACAAUAAUUAA